Papaver somniferum (opium poppy) is the source of this 686-nucleotide messenger RNA. RefSeq lists its product as uncharacterized. The record is from RefSeq and is a predicted model, not a curated record. The transcript is spliced from 2 exons. Bases 36 to 686 code for a protein of 216 amino acids. Lineage: Eukaryota; Viridiplantae; Streptophyta; Magnoliopsida; Ranunculales; Papaveraceae.
UCAUUUAUAAUUUCUAUUUCAAGAAAUAUAGAAAUAUGGCACCACGCGGUCCCAAUUUUACAACAGAAGAAGAUACAAUGAUAUGUAGAAUCCAUUUAGCCAUAUCUCAAGAUUCUGCUACCGGAACCGAUCAACCAGAAAGAGUAUUAUGGAGUCGGAUCAAAGAUAAGUUGGAAGAAGCCCUGCCUUGUAAACCAAAACGUACUUGGACUUCUAUCCAGAGUCGAUUUCAGGGAAUAAGUAGACAGGUUUCACUUUAUUCUGCAAAAGUGUUGGAAGUUGAUGGUGAAUAUCAUAGCGGAUGGAAUGAAGUCUUGAGGGUUGAAGAGAUAAGAAAGCGAUUCAAAGAAAGUAAUGGUAACAAAAAAUUUAAGCACGAAGAGUGCUACGAAAUUCUAAAAGAUAGUAUCAAAUAUUCAGGACGGUCGACGUUUGUGUUUGAUUCAGGCCAAGAAAUGGAAGAUUCUCAGAGUGGUGAGGAAAACGCUGAUAUUGAGGAAACAAUUCCAGGCGAGUCCAGUGAUGAUCUAGAUAUUGGAGAUGUAGAGAACACACGUAAGCGUCAGUUGGGGAAGAAAGCAUCGAAACAACUAAAGAAAACAGGGAGAGCAAAAUCCAAUGCCCAGGAGGAAAUGCUAGAGGAUAUAAUUAAGGAGCAGCCCUGCGACCAACAUCAGAGGAUAUAA